CGAGGAAUAGUCAAAGCAUGGGUUUGUGAGCGGCCAACUAAAACGUGCUUUGCGCUUCACUUUCGUUUUUUGGUAACGUUUGUCUAGCCACGAAAACAUAGAACUUCCGUCAAAUUAAGUCAGCUACUCUUGCACAGAGACACACUAGGUUAGUUGUCGUUGCCAUACUAUUACUUACCUUCAAUGUUUACGCCUGCUCAAUGCAGUGCUAUAUAGGACCUAACAGUAUCACAUUAUUGCGUUUUUUUAACUUAAACUAAUAUAUGAUGACACAAGCUGUCAUUGACUUUUGUCGGAAACACAGACUCGACAAGAAAAUGAAACAAAAGUAGGUAAAAACAAGAUAGCUGUCACAUAGCAAACUGGUAGCCGAUUUUGCUCGAUAGCAUUAGCAGUCUUAGCUGUGUAGUUUGAGUGACUUACGUUUGGUCUUCACGUAUAUGCUAUGUGGCUUUACCAUCCGAGUAGUUAGACAUUGUGUGUUCGAACAACCGCGGGGGGUUAUCUGGCAAUUGUCCUGACUAAUAUACUUGAAGGGCUACUGCUAAUGUAGCUUCAAACUGCCGCGUAAGGCUAGCUCGUUGUUGCUAGCCGCACAAGUGACAAGAAGCUAUCAGCACAGACAAUGGCCGCACCAUCAAACGAGGCACUGUUCUUAAUUAAAGACGUAAAGCCCGGAUCGAAAAACCUUAAUAUUGUAUUCAUCGUUUUGGAAAUAGGACGAGUCACCAAAACAAAAGAUGGCCAUGAAGUACGAUCUUGCAAGGUGGCAGACAAGAGUGGGAGCAUUGCUAUCUCAGUUUGGGAUGAACUGGGUAGUCUUAUUCAACCAGGAGACAUUAUCAAGCUCACAAGAGGAUAUGCCUCCAUAUGGAAAGGAUGCCUGACACUUUACACUGGAAGAGGUGGUGAUCUGCAGAAGAUUGGAGAGUUUUGCAUGGUGUAUUCAGAAGUGCCCAAUUUUAGUGAGCCAAAUCCAGAGCUGCUUGCCCAAGCAAAUCAGCAAAAUAAAUCGGGUAAACCUGACCAGAAUCAGAGGGGAAACUCUCCGCCAAAUCAGAAUUCAGGUACAACUACUGCGCCAGGUAAUGGAUCCAUGCCACAGUUUUCUCCCACUAAUAGCGGCGGCGGUUCAGCACCCGGAGCAGCUCGUGACUCUGCUUUUGGGAGCGUUGGGCGAGCAAAUGGUCGGUCACCUGGCAAUGGUGCUCCUCCAGCUUCCAUCGCGGGACCUCAAGCUGCAGCAAAGUCUUCAGUUACUAUUAGUAAUGGCAGAGACCCACGUCGUGCCAAAAGAUGAAAAGCGUAAAGGGGGGUAAUAGAUUUUGAGAAUCCUCCUACAUCUUGUUAUUCACCUUCUUUCAACCCAAUAUUGGCGGUUGUGGUCAGUUUAGAGUAGCUGCAUCAUUCUUUAAUGCAGAUGAAAUGUACACAGAUGUGUCCUUGAUCACUUGGAACGCUGUAGUUGUUCUGUUUCAGUCCUCGGCCCCCUCAAUGUCAGUUCUGUGCCAUUGUUACCUCUUCCAUAGAAUAGCUUAACCCUUGUUCCUGUGCAGCUUGGUGGUAUAAUACGGCCUACUUGAACACACUGUGCACUUUCUUGUCAUUCAUGAAACACGGGGCUGUCAUAUUAAUCUGGAUAUUUCUGCUUUUCAGUGGAAAAAGGCCUUAAGUUUGUGAAAAUUACAGUGUAGACUGAUUGCAUAAGGAACAUUUUUUUUCUUCUCCCAAAAACCAAAUCUGAAGUGACUGUGACUAGGAUGGUGGGAGUAUUUUUGCAUAAGGCAGGUUGAUUAAGCAAGAGCAUUUUUUUGUCGUUUGUAUUUUAGCAUGUCAUGCCAUGAUUGUACCUUCAUCAAAGUGGGACCACUUCAACGUUGGCGAAACAGUUCAGCAAAUAAAUUUGACAACGGUUGUACCACA
Messenger RNA from Doryrhamphus excisus (bluestripe pipefish), 1923 nucleotides. Its product is annotated as SOSS complex subunit B2. Gene Ontology annotation, biological process: double-strand break repair via homologous recombination; response to ionizing radiation; mitotic G2/M transition checkpoint. The record is from RefSeq and is a predicted model, not a curated record. Gene Ontology annotation, molecular function: DNA binding. Lineage: Eukaryota; Metazoa; Chordata; Actinopteri; Syngnathiformes; Syngnathidae. Gene Ontology annotation, cellular component: SOSS complex.